Phlebotomus papatasi is the source of this 1753-nucleotide messenger RNA. Its product is annotated as facilitated trehalose transporter Tret1-like. The record is from RefSeq and is a predicted model, not a curated record. Gene Ontology annotation, molecular function: transmembrane transporter activity. The transcript has 3 exons. Bases 1 to 1668 code for a protein of 555 amino acids. Gene Ontology annotation, biological process: transmembrane transport. Gene Ontology annotation, cellular component: membrane. NCBI's taxonomy places the organism in Eukaryota, Metazoa, Arthropoda, Insecta, Diptera, Psychodidae.
AUGGGGAAAUCAUCAUACAACGUCAGUGAUUCCAAAAAUUCAAAUGGAGACACAAAAAGGCCAAAAGAAGUUAGCAAUUUUCGUCGGUUCUUACCUCAAGUUCUUGCCAGUACAGCCAAGAAUUUUCUCCUGCUGGACCUCGGACUCAGUGUAACCUUUCCCACAAUUCUCAUCCCAGCACUUCGUGGGAAUCUCGAGAAUUCCGAUCCAACAGAAAUUCUCACUUUGACAGCCGUUGAAGCAUCUUGGCUCGGAUCUAUUGCAUUUAUCUGUCAACCUGUAGGGAGUGUCCUAUCCGGAUGGGUUACCGAACCCCUUGGACGAAAACUCUCUAUGAUUCUCGUCAAUAUACCCCACAUCAUUGCCUGGAUAAUGCUACACUAUGCCAGUACACUGUCUGAACUCUACACAGCUGCUAUUCUUCUGGGCCUAGGAGUUGGCUUCAUGGAAGCCCCAAUAAUCACCUACGUAGGAGAAAUAUCGGAGCCAUCCAUUCGGGGAAUAUUAACAUCCUGCGCUGGAGUCUCCGUGCAACUGGGAGUCUUUACAGUUUACUUUCUGGGAACUGUAGUAACAUGGCGAGUGGCUGCACUGAUUUGCCUGGCAGUCCCCCUUUCAACCCUUGUAGCCAUUUGUUUCGUCCCAGAAACUCCCCUUUGGCUUCUUUCGAAAGGGAAAGUCGAACCUGCUCGGAAAUCUCUACAGUGGCUACGAGGCUGGGUGAGUCCAGAAGCUGUCCAGGAUGAAUUUCAGCAACUGCAGCAUUAUUCAGCCAACAGCAAUAAAUGUGCUGCUUGCCAGAAAAAAGACACUGCAUGUCCUCAUCCUCCAGAUACCCUUUUACAGCGCGGAAAAGAGCUUUUUAGGCAUCGAACACUGAAACCUUUUGCAUUAGUAAUGGCGCUCUUUUUCUUCCACAACUUCACCGGAUUAGCCUCUAUGCGCCCCUUCAUGGUGCAAAUCUUUCAGGCUUAUGGUACUCCCAUUGAUGGAGGACAGGGAACAGUAUUUGUAGGCCUAGCGGCUUUUGUAGCUAACAUUGUGAUGCUUCCAUUGAUCCGGAAAUUGGGAAAACGAGGUGUUUAUCUAAUUUCAGUGGCAGGCACGAGUUUGGGAUGCCUAGCUCUUGGAUUCUACGCAUUUACCACUCUCCCGGCUAAUUGGAGCUCUUUCGACAAACACAUUGAUUCUGAAAUAACUGGCACAGGGACUUUCCCCAUGAUAGUUUUCUUUGCUGUUUCUUUCUUCACAAGCUUCGGCAUUGCUGCCAUUCCCUGGAUGCUUCUCAGUGAAGUUUUUCCCUUCAAAUCUCGAGGUCUUGCAACUGGAAUUACUGCUGCUCUCAAUUACGUUUUGGCAUUCCUCACCACAAAAACCUAUCUCAAUGUUGAGCGCAGCAUGGGAUUGCAUGGAGCAGCUUGGCUUUAUGGAUCAAUUGGAGCAUUUGCCUUUGUCUUCGUCUAUUUCUACCUUCCGGAAACGGAAAAGCGCACUCUCGAGGAAAUUGAAUUGCAUUUUUCAGCCAAGGGACAAAAGCUGAGAGACAUUGAGAUACAGAGAAAGUCUCCGGAAGCCCCAAAAGACGUUAGAAAUGAUGGAAAAAUUGAAAAUGGUGUGACAAUGUCAAUUGAAAAUUUGGGCUGUGAUAAUAGGGCUUUCGAACGAUGAACUUGAUGUCCUUAAAUCUAAUUUAGUUUCUAGUAAAUAUAACUAUCAUUCGCUCGGAGAAAUAUUCUGAGCAGCACAGAUCAAA